Molecule: messenger RNA, 1323 nt
Organism: Eucalyptus grandis
Lineage: Eukaryota; Viridiplantae; Streptophyta; Magnoliopsida; Myrtales; Myrtaceae
Product: LOB domain-containing protein 38
Exons: 2
Coding region: 229-954 (241 amino acids)
Biological process (GO): regulation of gene expression
Source: RefSeq, a predicted model, not a curated record
CGCCAACCCAAUUUUUCCUUCCUCUCUCUCUCUCUCUCUCUCUCACAUCUAUUCCCUAGGGUCAAAGCAAUCCAAGACCUGUUUCAAACCCUCAAACUUUCAUGUGAAGUGAAGAAUCAUCUUGAGGGGCCUAUUAAAGAAGAGAGAAAGAAAAGAAAGAACAGCUUCGAGAUCAUCGUUGGUCUCUUUUUCUUGUUUCUUGAAUCGAGGGAGAUCGAUAAGAUAGAAAUGAGCUGCAACGGUUGCAGGGUUCUGAGGAAGGGCUGCAGCGAGUCCUGCAUCUUGCGGCCUUGCCUGCAGUGGAUCGAGGCCCCCGAGGCCCAGGGCCACGCCACCGUCUUCGUCGCCAAGUUCUUCGGCCGCGCCGGCCUGAUGUCCUUCAUCUCCGCCGUCCCUGAGACGCAGAGGCCCGCGCUGUUCCAGUCGCUGCUGUUCGAAGCGUGCGGAAGGACGGUGAACCCGGUGAACGGGGCGGUGGGACUGCUGUGGACCGGCAACUGGCCCGUCUGCCAGGCUGCGGUGGAGACCGUCCUGCGCGGCGGCUCGCUUCGGGCCAUGCCGGAGCUCCUCGACGGCGGCGGCGGCGGCGGCUCCCUCCCGGCGUCCGACGAGGCCUCGGAGGCCGGUGACACGUGCGCUGACGCAUGGAAGCUCCGCGAUCCGAAUCCGGGAUCCCGAUUCUCCACUUCCAGGUCGAGGAUCUCCCCGAAGCGCAAGAGGCUCGACGCCGCCGCCGACAACGCUAAGCUCCUACUCCAGCCGAUGGAUCUCGAUCUCCGCCUCACGCCGACGGACUUCCAGGCCAAGACCAAGCCCGCAGUGAAGGCCGAGCACCAGACGCGGCGGCCGGGGACCCCGUCGAUGACUUCGGAGGAGUCCGGCACCACGACGUGCUUCGAGAGCAACAAUAAUGUGGGAGAGCCGGAGACGAAGCUCCUCAACUUGUUCGCCUAACCGGAGAGGGAGCUUCGACGUCGUCCUUCUUCUUUCCUCUCUCCUUUUUCUCGGGUGUUUCUGACGAGCGCAUACACGAGUUAGCUCUCGGAGUAUUAUUCCGCUAAUUGAUUCUCUUUGUUAAAUUUUCUUCUUUGUUUUCUCCUUUUAAGUGGGGAAAUCCAAGCCGGCGUAGUUCUCCGGCAAAGUUUUGUAAGUCGCCGGCGAAACCCGAUUUCUCUCUCUCCGAGUCUUGAGCAGAAAGAGAGAAAAAUGAUAGUUUGUCGGUGCUCGCUUUCUCUUUCUUCUCCUUCUUCUGCUCCUCCUUCUCCUUUGGUUUUUCUUGAUCAUGACUGUGUGACUCCAAUAAAAGCAGUUGAUUUAAGUCGA